UUUUCAUCAUUUUAUAAAAAUUUCUAGAAAUGAACUUUUUCACAGAUAUUUAUUCAAGUUUUUCUAAAUUAUUUAGCCCAAAGGAACUUCCAGAAGAACAUGAAUAUGCCAAUGUAUUUUUCCCGUAACUUAAUUUUUAGUCGGCCGAGGAUAAUUGCUUUCGGAAAUGUAUUAUUGGAUUUUACACUUAAAGUGAAAUGUCAAGAUGCACUUGAUCCUUUUGGAUUAACACUAGGUAAGAAAGGAGAAGUUUCCAGUGAACUUUUGAACCGAAUGUCACAAAAAUUUAAUUUAAAAAAUGGACACCCCGGUGGAAGUGCAUUAAACACAAUUAGAAUAUUACGAAAAAUUGGUGACGCUAGCUGUAUGUUUUUUGGAGCUAUUGGUGAUGAUGAAAACGGAAAAACCUUGAAACAAAUUUUAAAAAAGAAAGGAAUUAAUGCAAACCUUGAAAUCAUCCCAACAAAAUCUACUGGACAAUGCAUUUGUUUUGUUCACAAGGAUCAAACAGGUUUAUUCGCAAAUGUUGGUGCUUCAAAUGAUUUCACUGUUGACUAUUUAAAAGCUUAUGAUCAAGACGCUUUUCGAAAAGACUAUCUAGAUCCACAAAUAUUUUAUAUUGAAGGAUUUUUCUUGCCACAUAGAUAUUCAGUUUGUGAAUUUAUUAUUAAAGAAUAUAUAUCUGAAGCAGAAAGCUUAUUAGCCUUUAAUUUAAAUGCUCCAUAUAUAGUUAAGGAAAACUUCGAAAUGGUUAAAACUAUGAUAGAAAGCUCAACAUUAAUAUUUGGAAAUAAAGCUGAAUAUAUGGCUUUGGCUACAUUAUUAAAAUUCGAUACACUAUUAGAACUAACACAUUUAUAUUGUUCACGAUAUAAGAAAAUUUUUGUUGUAACAAAUGGUGCUGAUAGCGUUGAACUAUAUACAAAUUAUGAUAAUGUUGGAUUUUAUAAAAUGGAAUACGAAAUACCAUUUAGUAGUAAUCAAGAUGAAAUUAAAGAUACAACUGGAGCUGGUGAUGCAUUCGUUGCAGGUUUUUUAAAUUCAUUUAUAGCGAAAAAAGAUUUAGUUGAAUGCAUUAUUGAUGGUUGCACAAUAGCAAAUAAAGUUAUAAAACAUAUCGGUUGUGAAAUACCGUGAUAUAAUUUUUAAUAUUAAUUAUGUGUUUCUAAAAUUUGUUUUCUUAUUUUCUCGUAAGUUUCAGAAUUUAAGUUGCCUAUUUUAAAGGUCUUCUCAAUUUUCUAU
This is a messenger RNA of Condylostylus longicornis, 1242 nucleotides long. It is a transcript of the gene Adk3, whose product is annotated as adenosine kinase. The coding region runs from base 100 to 1137 and encodes 345 amino acids. Gene Ontology annotation, molecular function: adenosine kinase activity. NCBI's taxonomy places the organism in Eukaryota, Metazoa, Arthropoda, Insecta, Diptera, Dolichopodidae. Gene Ontology annotation, cellular component: nucleus; cytosol. The record is from RefSeq and is a predicted model, not a curated record. The transcript is spliced from 4 exons. Gene Ontology annotation, biological process: purine ribonucleoside salvage.